AUAAUUCACAAUGGCUAAUUCAGACAAAUUACAACAACUAAUAAAAUUAAGGUCUACUUUAAAAGCAAAACUAACAAUUUUCGAAAAGCACGUGCUUAUGCUUACGCCAUGCCCUAGCCUAUCAGACCUGCAACUAAUCGAACUAGAACGCAGAUUUAAUAAUUUCGAACAAAUUUAUUCAAAUUUUGACACCUUACAGUGCGAUAUAGAAAUACUUAGCGAGUCCCACGAGGAAGCGUACGACGAACGAGAGCAGUUCGAGUCGCGGUACUACGCGCUGCUCGCUCAAGCCCGUCAACUUCUCUCCGUGGCUAGCCCUCAGGAGAAGUCUGCACAAAGCUCCAGCAACAAGGAAUCAGCCAUGGUGAGGGUGGCAGACAGCAAGGGCGACAAGCAUGACGCACGGUUGCUGCUCGACAAUGGCAGCACUGCUAAUUUCAUCACAGACGACUUGUGCACAAGCUGG
Manduca sexta (tobacco hornworm) is the source of this 466-nucleotide messenger RNA. RefSeq lists its product as uncharacterized. The record is from RefSeq and is a predicted model, not a curated record. NCBI's taxonomy places the organism in Eukaryota, Metazoa, Arthropoda, Insecta, Lepidoptera, Sphingidae. The transcript is spliced from 2 exons. The annotation marks the transcript as partial.